Molecule: messenger RNA, 1486 nt
Organism: Arabidopsis thaliana (thale cress)
Lineage: Eukaryota; Viridiplantae; Streptophyta; Magnoliopsida; Brassicales; Brassicaceae
Product: alpha/beta-Hydrolases superfamily protein
Exons: 1
Coding region: 218-1156 (312 amino acids)
Molecular function (GO): carboxylesterase activity; hydrolase activity
Source: RefSeq, marked reviewed
UACUGAGGACAUCGAAUUGUCAUGUCAUUGUCACAUCCAUAUGAGUCAGGAGACUUAUUAGAGUCCAACCAUUUGCAUUCAAUUAUUGUUAGUAGCAGAGACCCCAUCAUCACUUUCACGCUCUACAUCUACGCUUACAAAAACACUCUUCUUAUCUUCUUCUCAUCGUCUUCACUCAUCUCUAACGUUUCUUUCUAUCUCUAAUCCAAGCAACAAUAUGGAUUCCGUAAUCGCUUUCGACAGAUCUCCGAUGUUUCGAGUCUACAAGAGUGGCCGCAUUGAGCGUCUCUUAGGAGAAACAACCGUCCCACCAUCUCUUACACCACAAAACGGUGUCGUCUCCAAAGAUAUCAUCCAUUCACCGGAGAAAAACCUCUCCCUCCGCAUCUACCUACCGGAGAAAGUCACUGUUAAAAAGCUCCCAAUCCUCAUCUACUUCCACGGUGGUGGUUUCAUCAUAGAAACAGCUUUUUCUCCACCCUACCACACUUUCCUCACAUCCGCCGUCGCGGCCGCUAACUGCUUAGCAAUAUCAGUAAACUAUCGCCGUGCACCGGAGUUUCCGGUACCUAUUCCGUACGAAGAUUCAUGGGAUUCACUCAAAUGGGUGUUAACUCAUAUCACAGGAACCGGACCGGAAACUUGGAUAAACAAACACGGCGAUUUCGGAAAAGUGUUUCUCGCCGGAGAUAGCGCCGGUGGAAACAUAUCUCAUCAUCUAACGAUGCGAGCGAAAAAAGAGAAGCUUUGUGAUUCUUUAAUAUCAGGGAUAAUCUUGAUUCAUCCAUAUUUUUGGAGUAAGACUCCAAUUGAUGAGUUUGAGGUUAGAGACGUGGGGAAGACGAAAGGUGUUGAAGGAAGUUGGAGAGUCGCAAGUCCGAAUAGUAAACAAGGAGUUGAUGAUCCAUGGCUCAACGUUGUCGGAUCGGAUCCAUCCGGAUUAGGUUGCGGGCGGGUUUUGGUAAUGGUAGCUGGAGAUGAUCUGUUUGUGAGACAAGGUUGGUGUUACGCGGAGAAGCUGAAGAAGAGUGGAUGGGAAGGUGAAGUUGAGGUAAUGGAGACUAAAAAUGAAGGUCAUGUUUUUCAUUUGAAGAAUCCUAAUAGUGAUAAUGCUCGUCAAGUCGUGAAGAAACUUGAAGAGUUUAUUAAUAAGUAAUAUUAAUGAGUACGUUUGUCGAAGGAGAUAACAAUAACUAAUGAAUAAAUUGGUGUAUUUGUCACUGAUUACAUAUAGAAUUAUGCUAUCACAUUUAGGGUUAAAGCCAAGAGGAGUCAGUUAAAGUUUCAGUUACUUUUCUUUCAAGUAACUGAUAGAAAGACGAUUAAUUGUAUUAGUUUGUGGUAAAUAAAUGGUUUGGUUUGAAUAUUAUGUGGUGCAAACUUAUAUACAGUACAUGUAAAUUAGUAAAUGUAAAUUUAUUUUUAGUUAGUUUCCUAUUUCGUUAUAUUUACGUAUAUAUAGAAUAGGAAAAGUUUUUAAAAAAAA